ACCCCAAAACUAAUAAGAAUUUUAUAGGAACAACACAAAGCAAUACUGAAUUGUUAGAAUCCAACGCACUUGAGAUGAAUAACCCAACAUUCAUCAAUCCUUAUGAAAGUAGCCUCAUAAAAGCUCUUCAAACUGCGGGCCUAAAUCAUUCACAUCCACCAAUGUCAGUAAUUGCAGAAGCUCCUGGUUAUCUCCAGGUUUUUUCUGAUGGUUCUGUGAAACGUUUUACCCCUGAGAUAGUUUUUGCCUCACCAGAACCAUCACCUGGAGGAUUCAAGUCCAAAGAUGUCAUAAUUGACCCAUCAAAACCCAUAACUGGAAGGAUAUUCCUCCCUCAUAGUACUGACUCAGGCAAUCUGCUUCCGGUUAUGGUUUAUUUUCAUGGAGGUGGCUUCUGCAUUGGCUCCACCACAUGGCUUGGCUACCAUUGUUUCCUAGGAGGCUUCUCUGUGGCAUCCCAAUCCAUUGUCCUCUCCAUUGACUACCGUUUGGCACCUGAGAAUCGCCUCCCAAUAGCUUACGAGGACUGUUAUAGCUCACUUGAAUGGCUAAGUCACCAAGUGGGAAAUGAAUCUUUUCUCCGGGAAGCUGAUCUUUCUCGGGUGUUUCUCUCCGGAGACAGUGCUGGAGGGAACAUUGUGCAUCAAGUUGCUAUUAAAGCAAUGAGGGACAGAGCCUUGAGGCUUAAGAUUAAACGAUUAUUACCUAUACAUCCUUACUUUGGCAGUGAGGAAAGGACUGAAAGAGAGAAGGCUGAUCAGGCAGCAAGUGAUGUUGCUUCUAAUGACAUGUUCUGGAGACUUAGUAUCCCUGAAGGGUUUAAUCGGGAUUACUAUGGUUGUAACUUUGAGAUACAGAAGGUGUCUGAAGCCGAAUGGAAAGAGUUUCCAGCAGUGGAGGUUUAUGUUGCUGGCCAGGAUUUCUUGAAGGAAAGGGGAGUGAUGUAUGCAGGGUUUUUAAAGAGGAAAGGAGUGAAAAAGGUGAAACUUGUUGAGGCUGAGGGUGAGUCUCACGUGUUUCAUGUCUUUUACCCAGAAUCUGAGGCAACUCUUUUGCUACAACAGCAGAUGAGUGAGUUCAUGAAAAGUUGUUAGCAUCUAAGCAUGGUACCACGGACAUCAUAUUCAUGCUACUAGUUAAAGAUAUCUAAUAUAUAUGAAUUUAGCAAAAUUUUCACUAUAAAAACCCCAAUAAAAUUCAAAUCCAAUU
Messenger RNA from Rubroshorea leprosula, 1209 nucleotides. Lineage: Eukaryota; Viridiplantae; Streptophyta; Magnoliopsida; Malvales; Dipterocarpaceae. The record is from the annotation of a GenBank genome assembly.